AUGGCCUCAGGAGCGAAAGAUGCCGAGGAAGGGGGAGAAACGCGAAACACGGGCGACGAAGGACUCGGGGAACCAGAGGUUUGUCGGGACCCCGGCAAGUUGCGGGUCCCAGGCUGGCGCAGCGAGACGCCGCCGACCUUCCAUUGUUGCAACAGGUUCCCGGCUAGCAGGCUCCAUGUCAUGAUACCGUCUGUUCCAAACAGCUCUGGCCUUCUGAGCAACACUGGGGGGCGCCGGGACGCGUUCGAAUGGAAAGGCAGACAGAUUUCGAACCUCAAGUGCGGUGACGACGUGACAAAUGGCUCGAAGAGCCGCGCGGGAAUAUUACGAACUGUCGUGAAAGUGCAAAGAGCGGUCGCCGUGUACACGUCAACCGUCCGACGCACCCAUCAGUGCCACAAUUCCCAAGAGCUUGCGGCGAGGACCUUGUGCUCGCAUAAGCGGACAUCAACUUCUGAUGAGGACAAUCAAGGGCGUCAGGCCAACGGACGAAGCCCCACCACCGUCUCACCCAAUCUUCCCGCUAACUACACCACACUACUGUGGGGUGACUGCGCCUUUGCUUUGGAUGGCUCGGAUCCGGAUCUCAAGCUUUCAUCAUGUGUCCCGUCUCAUCCGCGGACCCGCCAGGCCAACCCCAAGCCCCAACAAGCUGAGGUCCGUGGAUCAGCAGAGAGCGGCGCCCAACGGCUCAGCCACUGGCCGUUUGCGGCAAACGGCGAGCUGCAAGAGAGGCAGGACCAAGCCCUCCCGUCCCACCGCAAUGCGGCCUGUCCAAUCUCAGGCGAUUGCGGCGCCACAAGAGCGGCGGCCGUGGCGGGCACAAAGGACAACAUCUGCCAAGACGUCCUGCAGUGUGGCCCGGAAAUGCGACAGACCAGCCGGUCGGGUGCUGGGAAGAAUUGCUUGCAGCAACAACCUGAAGCAGCUCUGAUGCCACCCCCAACAGAACUCCUUGUGGGAGGGAACAGGCACAACAGGCGCCGACGGUGA
Thermothielavioides terrestris NRRL 8126 is the source of this 993-nucleotide messenger RNA. RefSeq lists its product as uncharacterized. Lineage: Eukaryota; Fungi; Ascomycota; Sordariomycetes; Sordariales; Chaetomiaceae. The transcript is spliced from 5 exons. The coding region runs from base 1 to 993 and encodes 330 amino acids. The record is from RefSeq and is a predicted model, not a curated record.